GGAUGACGCAAAAAUAGGUGGUAGUGCUCAUUUUUAUACAAGAGGAACUCUAAAGUCCCUCGUCCCGUGUGAGGGGCCCCCUCGGCCAUUCCCUCAUGGGACCUUUACAACUACUAACUUAGUGAGAAUAGGCAGAUAUUAUGGCCGACUCGUUUCAAUUGCUGACCGUUCUGGGGAACGGCUCCAAGUCGGUCGAAGCGCAUUUCCGCUACCCCCUGGGUGCCUACCAGAGCGGCAGCACCUUGGUUCUCUGGGACUACGUGAAGGACAAAAAGCGAAACAUACCGCUGCUCCCGAAUCAAUGGUGCCACCACCUGUUUUUCGCGAAAGACGGACUCACCAUUCUUGGCUUGUGGCUCGGCCAGGGCGGACAACCGACGCUGACAUGCUGGCGGGUGGCGGACGGCGAGAAAAUUGCCGAGCAAACAUAUCCUCUGCAAACACUUGAACUCGUCUCUAGAUGCACGGUUGUGGACUUGCGUUUUGGGACGAGGUGUCUAUCUACGACACCUGGGCCCAGUAUAUUCAGAAAUUUCAAUUGUACGCUAUUGCAUGAUCUUAUCAUGGUGCAGUCAGAAGACUCGCCGUACGCACAGAUUCUUGCACGUGUCUGUGGUUGGAAUGACAAUUCGCUAGAAACACUUCUUAUCUCCGAUCAAUGUCGAUGUUUGCAGUGCAUACAACACUGGCCGACACAAGUGGCAGCGGGGUGGUCUCGGCCUUUUCCACGGAAACACACAUAUUGGUCGUCUUGCAGAAAGGUUGUGUCGGUUUUGCGUCGGUAUAAAUAUUAAGUAUUCAUCUGCUGCUGCUCUUUGAGUUUUGAUUAGGUCAAUCAUCAUCUGCAUUUGAUGCAGGUUCGUGUUUGGCAAAGGAAAGCAUUAGCUCUCACUCUGACCAGCUGCAGCUGCCGGAGAUGAACAACCACGAUCUCGUUAGCACUUGUCUACUACUCAGGUCGUGCAAUGGGACUCGCGCACCCUCCGACACCAAAAGCUCGCCCACGGCCAUGUGGGGAACACCGAGGACAUUAUUACGAUCCAGAUGCUGCCAAACAACAGCUCCUUCGUCGCGUUGUCGCAGUCGGAGAUCAAAUUUUUCUCCUUUGCACAGGACAUGACGGUCCGACUGGUGUCCCGCGUCCUGUUCAAGCAGAAAAUCGACGACCUCGCGGUGUUCGACGACGUGCUCUACCUACUGUCCGCCAAGGGAAAGGUUUUGUGUAUCGACUACGACGGUAACCUCCUUGCCACGGUGGGGUACCCCGGGGUCCGCUUCACCGCUCUGCAGAUCUCCACCACUAACGGCCAGAUGAUCCUGGGCAGCAGCGUCGGCGACUUGUUCCUCUACUCCCUGGCCCGGCUGGAGUUCAAGAAGAAGAUUGAGUGCCCGAAGGUCGCCGCGGGGGACAGCACGGGCGCCACGCAGAACAACGGGGAGCAGAUCUACAAGCUCAGCUUUGGCAUGAACCUCGACUACGUUUUUUCCACUUUCCUGGAUUCCAGCGUCGGCAUCGCGCACCUGCCCACCAACACCUACGUCGGCCUGCGCAUGGGCCACCUGCUCCCGGUGAAAACCAUCGCCCGCGCGCCGACGCUGCAAGUGCCCGCCGUGCUGGCGAGUAAACUGAUCGACCCGGACCGGCACGCGGUGUCCAACGCGCUCUCGUUUGUGUCCGUUAGCCAGGACGGAAGCUUCUUGUCGUGGCCCAUCACCGGCUCGCCCUUUCGCACCGAGGUCUACUCCGCGAGCGACCAGGCACCCUACGAAAUGAGCGGCCUCCCAAACGUACCAGAAACCUUCCAGCCAGGUGUAGUACGCAUUUGAUUUCAUCGGUUCUUGUUUUGGUCGUGGUCGUAGUACACAUAAGUUCUUAGAGUAGAAGAAGAGUUUCAUAAAUACUUGUGAUCUUGUUUGGAAAAGGCAGCUGACAUCAACCCUCGUGCUUUAAGAUCGUCUUCCAAGUAUCUUAUCAGAAGUGGCAGCGCGCAAAGAAUAAAUGGAAAAGCUAAACAACCACAAGAAUCUAGAUCCUUCCGCACCUACUUACAGCACCUUACCUCGCGACUUCGGAGACGCCCAAGCAGAAGAUUGCGCUCACCGCUGCCGCGUUCCGGAAAACAAGCAACAGCAUUGCGCUAGAUGGCCGGUUGAACGGGAGCUACGAACUGUUGGCCGGCGUACAGGACGGCGCGCUCUUUCUGUACACCUAUGAAGAUAACCGCACGCCGCCACGAGCAUCCUUCACCAUCAGUCAACAGGCGAACAUGGAGAUGAACAAAAAUUCGUCAAAGUCCCCCGAGCGCUUCAGCUGGCGGCUCGCGCUAUCAAAUGUAAAAGUGUCUGGGUCUGGAAGAAUGCAACUUGUGACGCUGCGUUUCGAUGUCUAAAAAACUUGUGUUGCAUGAGCAGCAAAAGGAAUCUAAUUUUUAUUUUUGCUACGCGGAGAGGGUAUUUGUCAUGCAGAAUGGGCAUCAAGAAUCCCUCAAAAGACCUGUGAUGCUAGGGCAUGCAUUACAGGCAUCAUGGGCCAUGAGAAAUAUGCAUGACAAAUCUUGCAUUCUUCCAGACCCAGACAUUUUUACAUUUGAUACGCGCUGGUCCGGCCGCCGCCGCCGGAGCUCCGCGAGUGGCAGAUCGGAAGCAAGUCCAUGCAAAUGAAUGUGAGCAAUGCCGUAUCCUGAGUAAAAACGCACCCACACCAGAGUCAGGAUGGGGAUUUUGCAACACAAACCUAGGAGCUUUGUGAGUCACGCAUGACAAGUUCCACUCUGCAGUGUAGUGCAGGUUAGCAAGUGCAGCCGCAUGACAGAUUCAUCUGCUCAUCCUGUUCACAGCAUCACAAAUUCCAAAACACGAUUGGAAAUGGCUCUCAUGGGGAUGCGCAUAACAAGUCUUCCUGUCUUUGCAAAUCUGCAUUACAACUCUGGUGUGGGUACGUUUUUCCUCAGGAUAUGCCGGGGUUGCGAUAAAAGCCAUGGAUGAGGAUGCGGACGACCUCGAGGUGGAUCCAUCUCGAGACGCAGCUGUCCACGCCGCAGUGGGCAGCGUUGCAGCUGCAGCACCCCCUACUUUAUCGAGGGGUCGUGAUGCGGGGGGAAGCAACGGCGUCAUUACGGGCACCUCCGCCGCGUCCUCUUCUACGUCUUUGCCCUACUGCUGCGACCUCCAGUUUUACGCAAUGGGGACAGAGAGCAGAUGCAUCCCGCCUUCGUGAUGAAAGUGAUGUACAACUUAUUGCACGGCUAGAUCUUCCACCAGUGCUUUGCUGGUACAAAUCUGCAUAUAGAUGAACUUGAUGCUCUCAUCUGCUUUCAUCUUCCCCACGCCGGGUAUUUUGGCAAGCGGAAUAUAGAAGUGCAACGCAAAAAUUAAUAGAUCAUACAUUCUAUCAAUGUUGACGAUAUGUGGAAUCAACUGCCCUCUGCUUCCCUCCAUACUGACCUUCCGCUCGACCCCCCAAGUGAGUAUUACGCCCAGGCGAACGGUAUAGCGCAGAUGAAUCCUGCAACUGCUGCCGCUUCCGGGGGCCAGCAGGGCGCCCAGUCGUACGUGCUGGCGACGUACACCAACGGGUUCUCGGAACUACUUUCCUACCCGGAGCUCCGCCAGCAACUGGUGCUGCAGAACCCGCCACCCGCGAGCUCGCCUUCCGCGGCGGGCGGGGGCGGAAAAAGCAGUAGCAGCACCAAGUGCAGUGCGAAGUUUGUGCGGCACCCAGACUACGAGAAGCGGGUCUACGACCAAAACUUGUACAUUCUUGCGCAAUCCGCCGCGAACAACAACGAGCUAGUAUCAAACUGGAAACAGUCAUGUCAGGUCCAUGGACGAGAAAGAUGAUUUUAUUUCUAGCUGCUAUUUAUGGUCGUGUGCCUCAUCAAAUACAGACACAGAGUUGGUCAUACGUCGAGAUCUGUUUGUUGACACGGAAGUCGGAAGCAUAUCUGUUUCCUAUACGCGAAGCCGCCACUACAAGACGAUGAUGAAGUCGUCGGCUUUCGCGGGACAACCACGAAUAAACGCCUUGAAAGAAAAGCCUGAGCACUGCGAACAUGCAGAGCUACUUAAAUAUGCUUCCAUCUUCCCGCUAUUGAAGCCAUAGAGCGAUUUCUGUUAAUGUGUUCCCUAUCAUUCCCUCCACCGCAAAGACGACUGUUUCCCGUCGGAUACGGUAUCCUGUUUGAAGUGUACCGCCUCGGGUCCGGUUUCGCGAAGAGUACACUGAAGACCUUCGAAGUGACCGCGACCGUUCCUGCGACCCAGACGAUGAGCGCCGGCGGGUUCGGAUCCGGGGCGCAAUCCACGCGGGGACGCGCUGGCUCAGCGGGGGCAGCACUGGCUGCAACUCGGAGCGACACGCCCUGCAUCACCGACUUUUCCGUGCAUCCCAGCAAGCUGUUCGUCGUCAUCACUGCAGUCAUUCCACAGGAGGACUCGCCCCAGCUCUCCAUCUACGACCUGUGGAGCGGGGAGAAACGGCAUCAAAUGCCGUUGUUUGCUUCGGUACUCAUCACCAGUCUCGCACCUCUGCGGCCGAUAUCGAACUGAAAAUAAGGGCAGUCCCCCAAGAGCUCCGUACCAACUAGUACGCACACGAAUUUCAUUGCGCUGCGUGAUCUUCUCUCCAGUGACCAAGUGAUUUUGUCAUGAUGUCUCCUCAAGGACAGAGACGUAGAAGACGUUUCCAGACCAGCAUUUGCUCCUAGCUGCAUUGAUUUGACAAUGAAAGUGACAGCAGAGUAACAUAUUGCCAUUGGCUUCUCGUAUAUUAAACAUUGCUUGUGUGCGCUGGCUGCCAUGCGGGGGAAUUUCUUUGCUUCAUAUUCCAGUAUCUGUUGCGACCCGAGCGGGGCGUUUGUUUUCGCCGCGAGCACACCGGCUUGGGUAAGUAUUUCCUUUAAUACUUCAGAUGCUGUAAAGAUUGUGAAGGACGGAGUAGUAAUGCAACAGCACGGUCGUGGUUUGCUUCUUCCAUAUCGUUGAGAAUUAGCGGCUACCUCCUCCAGAAAAAAAAAAAAACAGGUCGGGAUAUCCUAUGUAAAAACGUCCCCACACCAGAGUCAAGCUGGGGAUCUCGCAACACAAAUCGAGAAGUUUUGGGGGUCCAGCAUGACAAGUUCGUCUCUGUACUGUAGUGCAAUUUAGCAAGCACAGCCGCAACACAAAUCCAUCUACUCAUCCUGUCGACAGCAUUACAAAGCGCAAAACGCGAUUGGAAAUACCUCUCAUGUGGAUGCGCAUUACAAAUCUUCCUGUAGCUGCAAAUCUGCAUGACAACUCUGGGGUGGGUACAUUUUUGCUCAGGAUACGGGAGUUUCGAGCAGGCGGCCCGGGAUCUCGCCGAGGUGCCGACAAGUACGGCCCUUGUGAUAUCAACUGUAAAAAUGUCUGGGUCUGGAAGAAUUCAUGUUUGUCAUGCUUGUCUGGCAUGACUUUUAAAUCUGUCAUGCACGUUACCCAAGAGCUCCGUUUUUCUGUGAUGCAGAAGCGCAGUUUGUCAUGCAGAAUGGGCAACACCUAGGAGCUCAGAAACUUGUCAUGCUGAGCCAGCAUUUGUAGCCUCAUCAUGAGACGCCACCCAGCAUCACAAGUUUCCAGACCCAAACACUUUUUACGGUUGAUAUGUGACCGACAGCUGCCAAUUGGUCAAUCCCAUGCAGGAAGAGCUUCGCAAGGCCACCACCGGCGCAAGGAAUAACCAAAAUGUCCGCCUGCCACCCACCGCCAGCGUGCUCUGCGUGAUCGACUUCAGGAAGGCCACGUUGCUGCACCAGAUGAGCCUAGACAUCUGCGCCUUCUCGCUGGGAUCCUUCGAGACCAAAAUACACGACCCCACGCAGGUACAUAAAUCAUUUCUGCGUACUUGUUUACUUCAGUUCAACUCAACUAUCCAUGCACUGUCUACACUGUCUCUAGUAGCUCGGGCUCGACUACAUCGGGCUAUUGCUAGCAGUGCCUCCCUCAUCUACAAUUGAAUCCAGCACGGCUUCCUUUCGCACUGACAUAACAUGUAUCAACAUGAGAUGAGCAGCUCCUGCAGGUUGAGAACAAAUAUUCUCUACUUCAAUUUGGUAAAGAAGUAUUUCAAAUGCUUCUUUUCUGCACAGCUUCUGAUCGGCAGUCACGACGGCACUAUUUCCAUCUGGUCUCCCCCGGAGAGCGUGCGACGCGUCAUCCGCACGUGGCUGAAAGAAGCCGAGCAGGCGAGCUUGCAAGCGGUCUCAGACGUGCCCCAAUCCCUCGAAAACGCGAUCGAAUCCUUCUGGUUCUACUCGCAACGCCACCUCCCCGUGCAGUGGUCUGAGGAGAAAUAUCGUCCGGUGGAAGCGGCCAACGGACCGCCGCCGCAGCGCGACCGCGCCGGCAGCUCGAAUUUUUUGUUGCCGAGCGAGGACUAUUCCCGCCUGAACUUCGGGACCAGCAGUGCCGCGGUAGGGAGAAACGACGAGCUAAAUUUCGGGCUGAAUACCGAUGAGGACGUAGUGGUGCAAGCGCGCGAGGGGCGGUUGGGCCACAUGGUCGAUGGUCCGGCAUCAACAUCGCCCCUGAAAGCGAGCAACGCUGGACCGGGCGGCGUCGGUCCUCUACCGGGGUCCGCCUCGUCUUCGUCUGCGAAUGUGAACUUCCGGCAAGUCAACCUCGAGGAGCCAUUCAGCAUGGGCGGGACCGCAUCUCGCCGAAGCAGAAACUCCUCCUUUGACGUUAUGAAAACGAAAUUGUGCGUCACAGUCACGACCUCAGAGCCGUUUUGUAAUGCAAAACGCCUCACGACAAAACGUCUCGGAGGGUAUGACUGUGCCGCGGAGUGUCGUUUUCAUACACGUUGGUCCCUUUGCAGCGGGCGGAAAUUUCAGUGGGUCCAUGAACAUCAACCAGCAACUAGUCGCCCCGGCGCCGGGGAGCUCGGGCAACCUGUUCCGGCAGAGCCAGCAAGGCCGGAAGCUGUUGGGGGACGGCAACCCACCCGAACUGGUCUACAACUAUGAAAAUGAGGUGGGCGGCCAGGACGGCGAUAACUUUGACCUGGUGGAGGACAUGUUUGCCGGCUUUGAGUCCUUCGAACGUAAUGUCGUCGGUCUCGGACCGGAGGACGAUGACAGUGACGAGGAGUACUGAGGCGAAGCGCGAUCAAGUUGCAAAAGUAGAGCGUCUUCGACUUCUGCCUCCCACUUUAUCUUUAUGUGUGCUCUGAGGUCGAGUACCCACUGAAGAACAGAUACGAAAAUAAUAAUACGAAGCUUCUACUCUCUAAAAAAUUUUCACGUCUUUCGCAAUGGCUCAUGUGCAAAGUAGUUCCUAUGAAGAUACUACGUUUUUUUCAUAUUUCGCAACUUAUUGAUUUUCAAUCACGGGAUAGCGACUCAAAAGAAGGAACGCCUGCUCCUACGCCCACAGGGUCGACAGUGACAGAUUGCUGACAAGAAUUCCUGAAAACGCAAUCGAGUUGCCCUGGCCUGAAGUGUGGGAAGCAAGCGUAUACAUAGAGACCUGGUGUGCUUGUGAACUAACGUGAUACAGUGAUAGAUCCAGAUGAAGGAGCGCCGGGUAUUUAUUCUGAUUUCGCAGCUCAUUUUGCUGCGCCCGGGGGAAACCAA
This is a messenger RNA of Amoebophrya sp. A120, 7595 nucleotides long. The record is from the annotation of a GenBank genome assembly. NCBI's taxonomy places the organism in Eukaryota, Dinophyceae, Syndiniales, Amoebophryaceae.